CGAUUCAACCGCCAACUAACUUACGAAUUGCUAUGUCACGCUAAGUAAGUUUAAGAGCUCUUUAAUUAAUGAUCGUGUGUUUCUUUUGUCCACGGGAGCGCAUGUGAACGGAUAUAUGAUAUGAGAAGGCAGCGUACGGUGUUCUGGAGGGAAAUCUGUAGCGUAAUUUGUGCGUGUAUGUUAUUAUUGUAUUGCUAACGCUGAACAGUGAAGCCUCAUGUUUUCGUCAAGCCAAGAGGAGUACUGCGCCCCGUCCAAAGAUCCAAUCAAAUACGGGGAGCUUGUGGUACUAGGGUACAAUGGCUCACUACCCAAUGGAGACCGGGGGAGACGGAAAAGCAGAUUCGCACUGUACAAGAGGACCAAAGCCAACGGUGUUAAGCCAAGCACGGUGCACAUCCUCAACACACCCCAGGCCUCCAAGGCUGUUAACAGUAAAGGCCAGCACAGCAUCUCCUACACACUGUCCAGGAACCAGACAGUAGUUGUGGAGUACAGCCAUGACAAAGACACAGACAUGUUUCAGAUUGGGCGUUCCACAGAGAGCCCCAUAGACUUUGUGGUGACAGACACUGUAGCAGGAGGCCAGGAGGGUGAAGAGACCCCUAUCACUCAGAGCACCAUCUCGCGCUUUGCCUGUCGUGUGGUCUGUGAGCGGAACCCUCCCUACACCGCCCGCAUCUAUGCCGCCGGCUUUGACUCCUCCAAAAACAUUUUCCUUGGGGAAAAAGCUGCAAAAUGGAAGAACCCUGAUGGUCACAUGGAUGGCCUGACAACUAAUGGUGUACUUGUUAUGCACCCAAAAGGGGGUUUCACAGAAGACUCUAAGCCCGGCGUCUGGAGAGAGAUCUCAGUGUGUGGAGAUGUGUAUACUCUGAGAGAGACCAGAUCAGCACAAACCCCUGGGAAGCUGGUUGAACAUGAGAGUAACAUUCUUCAGGAUGGCUCACUCGUGGAUCUGUGUGGAGCUACACUCCUCUGGCGUACAGCAGAAGGCCUUUUCCACACUCCCACACAGAAACACUUGGAGGCUUUGAGACAGGAGAUCAAUGCGGCGCGUCCCCAGUGCCCCGUGGGGCUGAACACCUUGGCCUUCCCGAGCAUGCAGCGCAGCCGUGCACUCUCCUGUCUGGAGGACAAGCAACCCUGGGUCUACCUGGCCUGUGGCCACGUUCACGGCUACCACAACUGGGGCCACCGCUCAGAGCAGGAGCCCAACACCCAGCGGGAGUGCCCCAUGUGUCGUAUGGUGGGGCCCUAUGUGCCGUUGUGGUUGGGCUGUGAGCCUGCCUUCUACGUGGACACGGGAGCCCCCACACACGCUUUUGUGCCCUGUGGACAUGUGUGUUCAGAGAAGUCGGUCAAGUACUGGUCUGAAAUCCCACUGCCUCAUGGAACCCAUGCCUUCCACGCAGCCUGCCCCUUCUGUGCCACCCAGCUCAGCCUCCCUCAGGGCUGCUCCAAGCUAAUCUUCCAGGGCCCUGUGGACUGAGGCCUGCUCUGGCUCAAGGACUUAAUACAAGUGCCAACAUGCUGUGAAACUCUUUAGAAUAUUUAGUGCUUUCUAUUGUUUGUGUAAGCCGGGCAGUGGAAAGACUGUCUCAAGUUCGGGUCAUAUACUGUGGAUCAUGCACAACAGAGCCAUUAGACUGUGGUUGGGUGAAAGGCCGCUGUGGGAUCCAGACAAGUGGAGUACACUGGACCACGAUGCCUGGCUCAUUUAUAAUGAAAUACUGUUUCAGCUCUGGCAAACCAAUCACUUGGAACAGUGCUAGUUAAACUACAUUUACUGCUGGUUUUCAAUCACGGAGUGCCAGAUUACAGUGGUGGUACAGAGAGAGCAGUGAGCAGGUGUAGUUCUGCUUUGUAAGGGUGAAAACAUGGCCAUGGCUUUAUAGUGGAGUUCCCGGUGAGUGUGACACUAGUUAAGUUUAUACAGAGCCUGACAGCUGGACUGUUGGCUGUGACAAAAGCCAGGAGACGAGACUCAGACUCACCCAUGGAUCCAAAAUACAAAACAAGGAGGACUCAUGUACAGAGAUUUAACCAGUGCCUCAAUCUUUUCUAAUAUUACAGAGAUAUUUUGUUCAAAGCAGAUAGAUUUUCAUACUGAUGAUACAAGGAACACAGAGAUUCUCUGCAUUUUUACCAGACAGAGGAGCUAUUACUAAAUGGAGCCCCUUGUACUGUUUUGUAAUGCAAAUGUUAAUAUAUAUUUUUCUGCAUAAAUAAUGUGAGUGAAUGUUUAAAUGUGUGGGUUUGACUGAGUGGGCAGCCAGCGUCAUUUCACAACAAUAUACCCUCUCAUCCAACCCCCAACUGACAAAGAAACUAAACAGGACUCUAUUGUGAUUAGAUGAUGAUGAUAUACUGAAAUACAAAUCUUCCUACAGGUGGCGCUGUUGCCAUUCACACCCUUUCUAUGCACAUGUAACUAUCAGAACCCCCACCCGUUCCCACGUAUUGUAUUCAAUCUCCACUGUUGUUAGCUUUAUUACAUAGUGAGGCUAAUCCAAUGGCAAACCUGAGCUCUGUCUCACCAGCUUCCUGAGAUUAUACCAAAUAUAAAAAUGGCUUGUUUCUUCCCCAUUCAACAUGCAACAACCACCUUUUUCUGCGAUCCAAAGUGUCUUCCUGUAAACAAUCUUGAACCCAACUGCUGCUACAGUGGAACGGUGACAGCUCCGGAUUACCGUCCAGGCUGUGAGGAUGCACAACCCAGCUCCAUGGGAAUAAUAUUAUUAUCACUUGCAAUGCCAAGAUGGGUUGAUUCAACUGUGUGAGAAUGAGUGGAGUUGUCCAAAAAAUGUAGAGUUGAAUAGAAAGUGUGUCAAAGAAUCUGGGACUGAUCAUAGGAUUCUUAUCAGGCUAGCACACCACAUAUGUUUGUGAUGGCACUGGUUAGCAUUAGCAUAACUCUAAAAGUACUGUUUGAUUGAAUUACAUUUUCAGGAGAGGUCAGCUAUGGGUAAAGAUAGAAAUGUUUACUUUGUGGUUUAGAAGCCAUGUGAAUGUAGGACUUUGUGAAAAAAAACAUUGUACCAUCAGAUACAAGGCCAAAGAUAUUAAAAGAUACCAAAAGCUACUUAAAGUGGGACUAAACACCUAAAUUCCUCCCACAAGUACAUUUUAAAUAGAGCUGCCAAUAUGGGACAGAACAGAACAGUGUGAUUGGUCUAACAGGUCCCUGCAGCCAGAUGUAAUCCAGGGGUGUAAUCAGAAACACUUGACUUUAAUCACGCCAGUACUGUGUGAUGUCACAUAGUACUUGAAAUUGCAAUGGCCAUUGAAGGCACAGUUAGAGCACACUUAAAGUUUUUGACUAGAAAGCCGGUUUACCUUGUUUGCACUGAAAUGGCAAAGAAGGACCAGGAACAGUACACAGUAUGAUUAAAAUACCAUACACAGAGUUAAGUAGACAAAAGUUGAUUUAGUGUUUAGUUCCACUUUAAGCCUAGUAAACAGCAAACAAGUAGAUGUUGAAGAUACACGUACUUCGAGCCCUUAUAAUAUAUGAUGAUCCCAAGACUCAAUAAUGGAUCAUGUCGCUACAAAUCUGCCCUCUUUGUGUGUUGAUGGUUUCUGAUGCAUUAAUACGUUUGUUAUGAAGUAAAAAUCUUACACUUUCAAAAGGACUGUAACGAAGCAUGAAAGAUCUUAACUAUAACUAAAUUGUAUAGUUUAGUUAGGAGUGCUUUUUGAUGUAGUGUGAGUGGCGUGCAGGUCAAGUGCACAGCCACGUUGUCCUGUAGCAUUCCCUCUUGAACACUGUGCUGCUUGAGACAGCUCUAGAACAGCUGCCGGAGGAGCUGCCUGUCUAACAUUCCUCUUUGGUAAACAUGGGUGGGGCUCUCCGCUCACACAAGGCCUUGUUCUGUGAUUCUGUCUCCCUCAAGAACUCUGUACUCAAGCCAUAGAACUCACUGAUGCUCCCGAUGCCUCCUUUGCAAAGAAAUAAAGUAUUUUUAAAAGUA
Molecule: messenger RNA, 3974 nt
Organism: Periophthalmus magnuspinnatus
Lineage: Eukaryota; Metazoa; Chordata; Actinopteri; Gobiiformes; Gobiidae
Gene: peli2
Product: pellino E3 ubiquitin protein ligase family member 2
Exons: 6
Coding region: 218-1492 (424 amino acids)
Biological process (GO): protein polyubiquitination; regulation of Toll signaling pathway
Molecular function (GO): protein binding; ubiquitin protein ligase activity
Source: RefSeq, a predicted model, not a curated record